UAAGACAUUACAAACAUGGAGUUGGAGAAUUUGGAGGAUUCGUCGAUACUUGAAUCCGCUGGAUAUGCAAAUUUAGCACUUUACAAAGCGACGCAACCUACUGAGGUGGAAGUUGAAGUUGAUUCCUCCAGUCUUGGCACUAUCAAGAGUAACGAGACUGGCCCUGCUCCUGAAGACGAAGCGGCGAAACAUUGUGUGGGGAAAAAGGCUUCUGCACUGACCGCUGAAGAGUAUUCAAAGGCGAGAGCAAUUGAAAAUGAAGAGUUCCUCGCAUCCGGAUUGCACGCAGUUGAAUCUCUGGCACCCUUCAGCCUAAAAAGAGUCUACGGAAGGCUGGACAACGUUCCGGUUCUAAACUUUACUGGGAUCUUUACUGGGAUUGUGUACGCAAGUUCCAAUAUAGUGAUACUCUACGACUAUAUAGAUAACACUCAGAAAUGUUUACAAGGACACCGCAACACCAUUACAUGUCUUCAAAUGGAAACCAAAGGACGCUUUAUUGUGUCUGCAGAUGCUGGGAAGCGGAGUUUAAUAAUUGUAUGGGAAUGGACGAACAAUGAAAUCAAACCAUUAAAGUAUUUCCCAAAUUCUCAUGAUGGAAAUGGCUGCCUUUUCGCAUGUUUUACUGGAAUGGACUUUAUCUUUGCUUCAAUUUCUUCUGUCGGUACAGACGAAGUGGGAAAGCAGACGAUAAGUUUUUGGGACUAUGAACCAAAGGACCCUGAGAAAAUUCCAAUAUUUACAGAGACAUUCCCCAAGACCACCAGUGUCAUCCGAGAACUCACAUUUCUGGAUGGGAAGCCAGAAUUUUUUGCCGCAACCGGGGACAGAAAUGUUAUCUUUGGAACAUGGCGACGAGAUAGGAAAAGUGAAUCAGUAUUCUUACACAAAGCACGACUUCGAACGUCGUUCAUCUUGAAAUACAAGCGUUUUUCCUCGUCUAUAUGGAUGAAGAAGGGGGAGUGGCUAGCAACCGCAACUGGAGCAGGGUACGUCGUAAUCUGGGGACCUCCUGUUAUCCUGGCGCUAGAGGAUCCCCCAGAUCCCAUCAAAAAUAUUAAAGAAUAUCAGCGUUCCUUUAAACUAUGUGAAGAUGGGAUUACUGUAUUUCAAAUUUACAAAGAGUACGUCGUUGUUGGAGAUGAAGUUGGAAUUGUUCGAUUCUUUGAUCAUGAAUUCAAGUUGCUGCGGUGGUGUCGGAAUUUCAAUUUACCUGCAAUUUAUAGCAUUUCAUUCAAUCGAAGUGAAGAUGUUCCAGAGUUUAAAAAACAAUUUCGUCAAAAAUUUAAUACCGGAGACAUCAACUACCCAACAACAAAUAAAAAUAGCCGAGCAAAGGAUUACACACGGGGAGGUUCUAAGUUCAAACAAGCUUCCAAAACGACACUACCUCGACCACCAAUGCCAUGUCCCGAUUUUGUAAUUGGUGUGGCCGGUGGGGAUGUUUAUUACUACCACUUUAAUGAAGAACAACAAGACCGUCUUGUUCGUGGGUCGCCAGGCUCAUUUAUUGCAUGUGAUGCCUGUCCAGGCUCGAACCACGUCGCAUUUACAACUGCAAAAGGAGAUGUUCAAGUGUACCAUUACAUCACUCAUCAGCUAAUAUUCAGCGACAGAGUUUUUGCGGCGAAUAGUCGUAUUACAACUAUGAAAUUUCAUCCUUUUGGGCAAAUUUGCGCAUUCGGGCUUUAUGAUGGAAGAAUAAGCUUUCGAUGGAAUUAUACCUGGAAGACAUCAAUGCCCCCAAUGGUGCUUACGCCUGAUCCCAUUGUUCGUAUAGUUUUCAGCGUCGAUGGUCUGCACAUGGCGUACAAUGAUAAAAAUCAAACUGUUGUCGUUAUGAAAUAUCUUCCAAAAGGACAUGGCUGGAUGGUGCUAGGAAAAAGUAAAGCUCAUUUCAUGUCAAUUGUGGACUUACAGUUUUUUGUUGAACCCGAAGGCACAUGCAAUCGUCUCUUCACAAUGAGUUUGGAUCGACACUUGAUUGAGUACGAUAUUGAUAGAAGUGCUGAAGACACUGGACUAUACAUUGUCAAAAUUACAUGUUUGGAGCAAACGGCAACUCCAACUGCAAUGGUUUUUGAAGGGCCACAUGAACUAGGAAUUGACUGCAUUACUCUGGCAAACAGUAUUAAUAAAAUCAGACUAUUUUCCUUGGAAGAUGAGAAAAUCAGGAAAACUGUGUCAGCGCCCGUUUUCGGAAGGGAUAAAGGAAUCAAAAGAAUGAUAGCAUUUCCAAUUCAACUUACUGAAGAACGGUUUAAAACAUUCAUCGUGUAUAUUGUCAAGAACAAACUUGGGUUAAUGGAUACCCCAUUAGACGGAAAUCCUCAUAAAUACAUGGCUGUUUACACCCAUCCUCGAGAUAUCGUCGAUGUUGCUGUUCUGCCAGAUCGAGAGCGAAUCUUUACGAUUGGAAAGGAUGACAACGCUGCGUUUGUUUUUUCUGCGUCGCCAAAAGCAGUUGAAGCGACAGUUCUCAUGGGUGGCUCAGGAAUUACGCCUUUUUAUCACACCAUCAAACGACACUGGGGUGGAGCCUGUCAAGACGUUAUCAAGGAUUUGGACAUGAUUUUCUUUUUCCUCAAUGUAAAACGUAUCGACAAGCAGACCGAGCUGUAUAGAAUGAACAGAAAUAUCAGACUUUGUGAAAUUUCUGCCGUGUGUAGAGCUUGUGGAUUCUUUCCGUCAGAAUAUGAGGUUGGACUAAUGAUGGAUGAAGCGAGACGGAUUAAACUAGCAUCACAAACAUACACGGAUGACUUUGCAACUGAAUUUUCUUUUGAUGAAUUUGUAAAACUUUUUGUCAACCACUUUUAUAGAACAACUGACGAAGACGUUGACGAAGCUUUCAAGACUUUGGGGUUCGAAGGUGAACAGGAUCAACCUUAUAUUUGCAAACACGAUUUUGUCAAGUAUCUUACAACUGAGGGUGAAAAAAUCUCAUCAAAUAAUUUCCCCAUUUUCUUUGACGCCAUGUAUGAUGUCAGAGUGCCAGGAGAAUUUGGGGAUGUAAAAUGCCACACAGUGCUGACAGAAGUACAAUCAAGUGGCUCCAGCUCGACAUCAUCUAUAACUGGUGCGAUCAAGAAGGAUGAGGAGGAAGAAAGCGAGUUCGAGUCAUUUUCUUCAGGCUCUAGUUCCACUCUAUCCGAUGAUGAUGGCGACGAACUAGACGAUGAAGAGGAGGACGAACAAGAACAAGACGAACUCGAAGCUGAAAACGUUGAGGAGGAAGAUGUGGGUGACAAAGAUGACGAUCAGCAGGACGCUAGAAAAUCACUUAUGCAAGAACAGCGCAAUUCAAACGUUGAACCAUUUGAGGAAGAACAAGAGGAUAAUAGUGGAGAAGGUGUUCAGAUGAUCGAAGAGCUGGGAGAAUUUGAUAACGAAGAGAUGAAAGAUUUUGAUGUACCAGAAGACGACGAAGAAUUGGUUGAUUUACCUGAAAGAGUGGACCUUAUGUAUUUCCUUGAAAAAAUGCUACCGUCUGAAUGUCAACAGACGAUCCGGUGGCAACCCAACGUUGACAUGGACAAGGAAGAAACAGACCUCUCAAAAAAACCGGAUGCAAAACUGGCAAAGGAAGAAAAGAUAUUCCUUAAUUCCAUUCUUAAACAAAUGGUUGAUCCAAACUUUCCAGUUCCUAGAAAAUUGCUAAAUUCUCUUUAUGCUGAAUUUUAUUUGCAACAUGGAAACUUUUCGGUCCCACCAGAUAUUAGAUUUCCUGGGAUUAUUUUACCAGGUGACAACUGGUAUAAUGAAUCUGAACAGACGGAAGGCACCUCCAAGACCAGCCAUUCUUCUAGCAAUAAUGCAGCAGCAGUAGCAGCAGAACACGAUGAAGAACAGGUCAACGUUAUUGACUUGGAACAAGAAGGCCAUGAUGAAGAUGAAGAGGAUGAAGUAGUCGACCAAGAUAAGGACGAAGAGGAGGAAGAUGAAGAUGAAGACGAAGAAGGGGAAGAUGAAGAGGAGGAAGAUGACGACGAAGAGGAGGAUGAAGUCGACCAAGAUAAGGACGAAGAGUGGAAAGAUGAAGACGAAGAGGAGGAAGAAGUCGACCAAGAUAAGGACAAAGAGUGGGACGAUAAAGACGAAGAGGAGGAAGAAGUCGACCAAGAUAAGGACGUAGAGUGGAAAGACGAAGCGGAAGAAGAAGUCGACCAAGAUAAGCACGAUGAAGACGAAGCGGAAGAAGGAGUUGACAAAGAUAAGAACGAAGAGUGGAAAGAUGAAGACCAAGAGGAGGAGGAAGAUGACGACGAGGAGGAGGAGCUUGAAUUAAAUGACUGAAUUGGAAAUAUAUUCUAUUUUCUAAACGGUUUUAAAUAAAGAAAUGACUACUAGUAUGUACAUCCAA
Molecule: messenger RNA, 4363 nt
Organism: Folsomia candida
Lineage: Eukaryota; Metazoa; Arthropoda; Collembola; Entomobryomorpha; Isotomidae
Product: cilia- and flagella-associated protein 251
Exons: 23
Coding region: 16-4296 (1426 amino acids)
Cellular component (GO): motile cilium
Molecular function (GO): protein binding
Source: RefSeq, a predicted model, not a curated record